Molecule: messenger RNA, 1378 nt
Organism: Chlamydomonas reinhardtii
Lineage: Eukaryota; Viridiplantae; Chlorophyta; Chlorophyceae; Chlamydomonadales; Chlamydomonadaceae
Exons: 5
Coding region: 229-819 (196 amino acids)
Biological process (GO): mitochondrial seryl-tRNA aminoacylation
Cellular component (GO): mitochondrion
Molecular function (GO): serine-tRNA ligase activity; ATP binding; tRNA binding
Source: RefSeq, a predicted model, not a curated record
CAUCCUGAACUACUUGGACAGGUGUAGGCUAUCACUCGCGCAGAGUGGUGCGGUCGGAGGGGGCUCGGGGGCGCCAGCGAAGGCGCGCUUGCGCGAAAAUGGGUGCAGGUUCGCGCACAACACUACAAUCAAUAAUACCGUGGACGUCGACGCUGAAGUUUCUAAUAUUCGUAAUGUAUAACAGACUCGAAAUCACUCGUGCUUCGGUGUCCCGCCCAAAAUGAAGGCAUGGCCGGCAAGGGGCUGUACCGCGUGCACCAGUUCUCCAAGGUGGAGAUGUUUGUGCUGGCCACCCCGGCGCAGUCGGAGGCGCUGCACCAGGAGCUCAUCGACAUUGAGGCCGACAUGUUCACAGAGCUGGGGCUGCACUUCAAGGUGUUGGACAUGCCCAGCGGCGACCUGGGCGCGCCCGCCUUCCGCAAGUACGACGUGGAGGCCUGGAUGCCGGGGCUGCAGCGCUACGGCGAGAUCAGCUCCGCCUCCAACUGCACCGACUACCAGUCGCGCCGGCUCAACAUCCGCUACAGGCCGGGGGCAGUCGCCAAGGAGGCCGGCUCGGACAGCGACGGCGGCGCGGAGGCGGGCAAGAAGGGCGCGGGCAAGAAGGGCGGCGCGGGCAAGAAGGGCGGCGCGGGCGGCAGCGGCGGCAAGACCGAGUUCGUGCACACGCUCAACGCCACGGCGUGUGCGGUGCCGCGCAUGAUCGUGGCCAUCCUGGAGAACUUCCAACAGGAGGACGGCAGUGUGGUGGUGCCGCUGCCGCUGCGGCCCUACCUGGGCGGCAUGGAGGUCAUCCGGCCGCCCGCCAAGAAGCAUUAGACGGCGGCGCAGGCUGGCAGUGUGGGAGGGUGUUUGACGCUUUGUGCGAAGGGUUCGAAGCAGUGUGAGGGGUUGUGAGGGGUCGUUAGGAGGUUGCGAGGGGCCGGCAUGGGAGUUCGGAGCAGUAGGCGGGUGUGCUGGCGAGGGGCGGGGUACUGUGGUGGCGGCUGGGAGGGGCUGUGGUGCUCAAGCGUGACGAUGAGGGGAUCGGCAAGACGGGUCACGAGCAGACUCAGGCAGGGGAUGGAGUGGCAGGCGUGGGAAGCAGGAGAGGCAGGUGGUCACAGCGACACGGAGCACUUGAAGGUUGGGGUCGUGGGGGCCGCAUAGGGGCACGGACAAGUCCGGGCCUGGGCCGGGGCCACCUGCAAUUGGUGGCGGCGCUGUGGUGCGAGGUCUGCAUUGUGCGUAGACGGCAAUGCGGCCCUGGGCGCCGGCGGCUGGCGAUGCACUGGGAGACUGCUCAGUGAAGGCUGGCCGUCGGGAGCGCGGCAGCUUUGUGAUGCGUCGUGGACUGGGCUGCUGUGCGGCAGCCGGUUGAUGACGGGUGUGGGGAACU